Molecule: messenger RNA, 1995 nt
Organism: Torulaspora globosa
Lineage: Eukaryota; Fungi; Ascomycota; Saccharomycetes; Saccharomycetales; Saccharomycetaceae
Gene: POL12
Product: DNA-directed DNA polymerase alpha subunit POL12
Exons: 1
Coding region: 1-1995 (664 amino acids)
Biological process (GO): DNA replication; DNA replication initiation
Cellular component (GO): alpha DNA polymerase:primase complex
Molecular function (GO): DNA binding
Source: RefSeq, a predicted model, not a curated record
AUGAGCAAAUCUGAGAUUGUCGCUCAGUUUGGGCCCGAAGCAGAAGCUUCCGAGAUUAUUUCCUCGCUUCAGGAUCUAUCAAAAAUCUACGCUCUCACAAUUGAGGAUCUAUACAUCAAAUGGGAACAAUUCUCAUAUCAAAAGCAUGAGAAUCGCACUGAGCUCAAUUCAAGAAAUCUCGACAGUUUCAAAAAAUUCCUUCAAUUGCAAGUGGAGAAGAAGGCAGCGCAGGCCUCGCCUGCUAUUUCAAAUCCCACAUUGAGCGCCAAAAUAGUAAAGCCCAUGAAGCCUCUCCAUUCUAGCCCUUCGCUUUUCGGGUACAAUAUCCCGAAGGGCUCAGCGUUGAAGAAGCGGAAGCUUAACACUGAAGCCCUGGUGCAGGAAAAAGGUCAUAAACUUGAGUUCUCAGAUGGUUUAUCGGAGCAUCACACGAAUGUGAAUGAUGGGCAAGGGGAAGCAGGUCACAAUGCCAUGACAAACACACCUCCUAAAUCGAGCGGUACAUCACAAGCAACUGCUACACGCGAUCAUGAACCAGGUAAGAUCUUGACGUGCCUAAAUCCGGAGAAUAUCGAGACAGCGGUAGGCCUAGAUGAAAAUUCCCGAGAGAAAGUUCGAAUCACACCUUUUUACGAUCCGGAGAGAUACAAGUUUAGAACGAUGAGACAGAGUCUCUCAGAUGCAGCUGAUGUUCUUGAUUUACAGAUAGAGACUAUCGCAAAGAUUAUUCAAAACCACUAUGAACUAAGUCCUUCAGAUUUCGGUGAUCCCUCUAUUCAAGCUCAAAGUCAAAUCCAUGCCGUUGGUAGAAUAGUACCUGACUCCACUACUACGGAAGAAUUCCUUAAUAUGGAUUCCCUCGCAUUAGAAACAUCCAGGAUGGCAGGCGUCGGCAGGCGGAUACGCCUAGACUUGACUGAUAUUGAUGAAGUGUCAUUAUUCUGCGGACAGAUAGUGGCAGUUAGGGGCAAGAAUGCGGACGGUGACUCGUUCAAGGUAAAUGAAGUUCUUGCGCUUCCCUACCCAAACUCCCCGGUAUCUACUCAGGAUGAGCUUCAAAAAUGUUGUGAGGCUCUGGAAGGGAAGCCUCUCAAAACCUUGGUUACAAGCGGCCCAUAUUUUUCCUGCGAUUCGUUUGAUCUACAUUUCUUGGAGCAGUUUGCAGAAAGAGUGAAUACUGAAAUUAAACCUCAUGUACUGAUAAUGUUCGGGCCAUUCAUUGACGUAACGAAUCCCAUGAUAGCAAAAGGUGCAAUACCCCAUUUUCCGCAACUCAAGAAUCAGCCCAAUACCUUGGAUGAAGUUUUCACUAAAGUUAUGGUACCUGUUUUAAAAAGGAUUAGACAGGAUAUUCAGGUUAUUUUGAUACCGUCAACAAGAGAUGCACUUUCAAAGCAUGCAUCUUACCCUCAGGAUUCUUACAAUCGCAAAUACUUACAAUUGCCAAAAAAUUUCAAAUGUUUUGUUAAUCCUGCCACUUUCCAGCUGAACGAGGUAUUCUUUGGCUGUUCCAAUGUGGAUACUUAUAAGGAUAUGAAGGAAAUGACAAAAGGCGGAAAUACAUCGAUGAGAAACAGAUUCGAUAGGGUUUCAGAGCAUAUAUUACAGCAGCGUCGAUUCUAUCCUGUCUUUCCCGGUGGCAUCAAGAAGAAACUCUUGUCCACUAAAAAUGACGGAAAGAAAGUAUAUGAACAUAUUUCAGGAGCGGAUCUCGAGGUACCGUAUCUUGGCCUGACAGAGUUCGUUGGCAACUUCACACCCGAUAUUAUCAUCAUUCCCAGUGAGAUGCACCAUUUUGCUCGAGUUGGACAAAACGUAAUCAUGAUAAACCCUGGAAGGUUCAUUGGGCAUAAUGGCAAACCAGGUACCUGCGCCGAAAUUAGCAUCACCAGCCCCGACCUAGAAAAGGGAAAUCUAACGAAAGUGGAUGGACCUGAACCCACUUUUCUGCAUAACGUUUGGAAACGUGCUAGAGUUGACAUCGUUACCAUCUGA